Molecule: messenger RNA, 3146 nt
Organism: Gadus macrocephalus (Pacific cod)
Lineage: Eukaryota; Metazoa; Chordata; Actinopteri; Gadiformes; Gadidae
Gene: pak5
Product: p21 protein (Cdc42/Rac)-activated kinase 5
Exons: 6
Coding region: 16-879 (287 amino acids)
Biological process (GO): protein phosphorylation; intracellular signal transduction; regulation of MAPK cascade
Cellular component (GO): cytoplasm
Molecular function (GO): ATP binding; protein serine/threonine kinase activity
Source: RefSeq, a predicted model, not a curated record
AGCAUUUUUUUAAUCAUGCUCUGUCUGAACUGCCGUGACCACCCAGGUGACCCCAGAGAGUACCUGGACAGCUUCAUCAAGAUCGGCGAGGGCUCCACGGGGAUCGUGUGCAUCGCCAGCGAGAAGCACAGCGGCAAGCAGGUGGCCGUGAAGAAGAUGGACCUGAGGAAACAGCAGCGGAGAGAGCUGCUCUUCAACGAGGUGGUGAUAAUGCGGGACUACCACCAUGAGAACGUGGUGGACAUGUACAACAGCUACCUGGUGGGGGACGAACUCUGGGUGGUCAUGGAGUUCCUGGAGGGAGGCGCGCUGACCGACAUCGUCACCCACACCAGGAUGAACGAGGAGCAGAUUGCGACCGUGUGUGUGUCCGUGCUGCGGGCGCUCUCCUACCUCCACACACAGGGGGUCAUCCACCGGGACAUCAAGAGCGACUCCAUCCUGCUCACCAGCGACGGCAGGAUAAAACUGUCCGACUUUGGCUUCUGCGCCCAAGUCUCCAAAGAGGUCCCCAAGAGGAAGUCUUUGGUGGGCACGCCCUACUGGAUGGCCCCUGAGGUCAUCUCCAGACUACCAUACGGCACAGAGGUGGACAUCUGGUCUCUGGGCAUCAUGGUGAUAGAGAUGGUGGACGGGGAGCCCCCGUACUUCAACGAGCCCCCCCUGCAGGCCAUGAGGAGAAUACGGGACAACCUGCCUCCCCAGCUGAAGGAGUCUCACAAGGUCUCCUCCGUCUUGCGGGCCUUCCUGGACCUGAUGCUGGUGCGGGAGCCGUCCCAGCGGGCUACCGCCCUGGAGCUCCUCCAGCACCCCUUCCUCAAGCUGGGCGGACCCCCCUCCUGCAUCGUCCCCCUCAUGAGACACUACCGCCACCGCUGAUACCCCUAACCUUUGACCCCCCCCCCCCCGACCUCGCCGCCGACCCCUUCUUAUAAACCCAACCCUCCACCACCACCACCACCAACACUACCCCCACCCCCGACAUUAACCGCAAGGAGGAGGAGGAGGAGAAGGAGGAAGAGGCGGGCAGACACUCUCACUACAGCCAAUCGGAGAACGGCAGCACACGACGUCACUCGAGUGGCGCGGUGACGGCCGCCGUGGCUAAUGCUAAUGCUCAACACUUGUAACCGACGACGUAGAUUAGACGAAGAGGAUUAUUACUGUCAUUUAAUAAAAAAAAGGAAAACCGACAAAACCAAGUGGAUACAAGAGGAAAAAGAAGAAGAAUUCAAGGAGGAGGAGGAGGAGGAAAAAAAGAAACACAUUUUAAAACUGUUUUUGAAAACUUGAAGCGGAGUAGAAGAGUUGGCUCACAGUAUAGGAACUCACCUUAGUUCGGAUUUUUUGAGCAAAAAAAAAAACUGAAAAACGAUUGGGGUUGACUCGGGGAGCCGAGUCAGUUGGUGGUCAGCAGAACUAGAACUUUCCAAAACGGUUCUGGCGGCGGUCGGCUGACAUGUUGAGUCAAGCCUUUCUCCCCAAGCCCCGCCCCCAGGGACAGGGUGCUCUGCUCCAGACAGAAGCAGUGGAAAAGCAGAACAAUCAGGAGAGGACGCGGAUGUGGGAUCGACUAGUUAUGACUGAGUUAGUGUGGAUGCUGUGUUGAGGGUCGACCGUCCAGUCAAAUGGAGCGGGCUGUCCUGAAAUUUCCCUUCUCUCUCGUCACACACUAACGGUGAAAUUGUAUUUUAGAGAAACUUGUAAGUUUUUCUGUACAGUUUUGAUAAUUUGCAGUAUUUUAUCGUGUUGUAACCAUUGUGAUAUUGCAGUAUUAAAUAGAACUUUCUGCAGAGAUCUUUCCUACUAUUUAUAAUCCUUUUUUUGCUUAAAGAUUUAAGAGAUAUCCCAAAUAAACCAACCUAAUCUUAACUGUUCCAAAAAAAUGAAACUAUAUUUAUUAUCUUAAAAUUUGUAGACACAACUUAAAUUAAAUGUUGUAAAAAGGGUGACGUCACAACUUUUUGUAUGAUGUUUUAACUAUUUAUUUAUUUUUUCUGUUGGAAUUAUUAUUGAUUAAUUUAUUCGUUGCUUUCAUUUUGUGUGGCCUUUUUUUUGAGGGGGGGAGGUUUGUAAAAAAAAAAAAAGUACAGAAUCAGCAGAACUUUUUUUUGCUUUUGUUUUGUUUGCUCGAUCCUUCAAGCAAUAGCCCCACCCCGCCCCAACUUAUGAAAAAAACGUAAGUGUCCCGCGUUCACGAUACUGUUACAACACCGAGCAUUAUUAUGUAGCACAGCAACGACUUAAAGGGCCGGCGGCACACUUACGCAAAAAGCCCCGCCCCUAAUCUUCCGAGACGCGAACAUACAUAUCCUUGUUGAGAAACUUUUUAUGGAUUGCCCCCGGUCUUAAGCCCACCCAGGACACCCCCCCCCCCCCACGCUGUCAGAUUCAGACCAGUCGCUGAAUUUUUUGUUUCGUGUUUAUUUAUUUGCAUCCUGACUUGUCGUCAUCACACUCCUUAUCCCAUUCCAUUCGCACAUACACACACACACACACAUGCACACCGCACAUACGCACACACACACGCACUAGCGCACGGUUACUCAAACGCACGGACGUGGACUCUCCCUGCCGCUGGACCCGAGCUGCCGGUCCGGUCGGUGGCGGGACGGGCAGAACAGGGUAAUGCCCCCCCCUCCAUCCCACAGGCCCCCCCUCGCCCAUCAGCCACUGUGAUAUGUACAUAGGAAUGCCUGGUCCAUUAGGGUGGGUGGGAUGCGUGUGGUUUGUCUGCGUGGUCCAUUGUGUGUCUUGGGGGCGAAGGACAAAAGCAAAAGUUGUCGAACAUUUUGUGUGUGGGUGUGUCUGUGUGUGUGGGUUUGUCUGUGUUAAGAAUUGCAAAGUCUGUGUGUGCUUAUCUCUGUACAGCAUUUGAAGGUGUGUGUCUCUGUGUCUGUGUGUGCACGCGCAUGUGUGUGUGUGUGUGUGUGCGUCCGUGAGUGCAUGUUGUGUGUGUGUGUGUGUGUGUGUGUGUGUGUGUGUGUGUGUGUGUGCGUGAGUGAGAGGAAGAUAACGGCUUCUCCUUGACACCCUUUGAAUGAGUUCUCCUGAUAUGUGUUGGCUUGUACAGUGAUGCUGCAUGUCUGUUAUCGGUGAAAGAUGGUUUCAAUUAAAAACAAAGGAAAAAAACACCCAUGAAAACA